AGAAUUUGUUUGUUAUCCUUAACAAUUACCCCAUAUAGAUCUAGUUCUAAAAAUUUAUAAAUCUAAAGAAAUUUACUUGCAAAUUUUAAAAUCUAGGUCUAAUUGAACACUAAGCCUAAACUCAACCUAUUAUCGAUAAAUAAACUAUAAACUAUAACUAUCUGGACUAGUCUGUAUCAUAAUCAUUUUAUUUAAUGAUAAACGUAGAAUCUAGAUAAAAAAAUUGUGUUGAAGAAACGUCUGUUUUUAAGCAAGGUUAGGGUUAGCAAGUUUAUCUGAUGAUGAAGUAACUGUUUAGGAUAGCUCUAAAUGCAACAAAAAAUGACCCCACAGGGUGGCAUGAUGAUGGGUGUAGCACCCCCUCCACUAUCAUCUGGAAACACAAUUUCAUUGUCCUCUCUCAUAGACUACGCACUACAGAGGACACAUCAUGAACUUAUCAUUUUAUCAGAACUAUUACCAAGAAAGUCAGACAUGGAGAGAAAAAUUGAGAUUUUCCAGUUUGCAAGCAGAACUCGUCAAUUAUUUGUUCGACUUUUAGCUCUAGUGAAAUGGGCCAACAGUGCUUCCAAAGUAGACAAGUGCAUGGACAUCUGUAAUUUCUUGGAACAGCAGUCCAUGUAUUUUGUGGAAACAGCUGAUAGCUUACACAAAAUGGCUAAAGAAACUUUAGCUUCUGCCAGGUUGCCUAGUUUUUCCCUGCCAUGUGCUAUAGAUGUUCUAACAACAGGAACAUAUCCAAGACUGCCAACUUGUAUACGGGAACGCAUCAUCCCUCCAGAUCCCAUUACGCCACAAGAGAAGACGCAAACACUGCAGAGGCUAAAUGAAGUUAUACAGUACCGGCUGGUCUCUAAUGAGCUGCCAAAGCAAAUGAGGAGGCUGAAAAUUGAUCAGGGUAGAGUGAAAUUUUUUGUUGAGCAAGAAUUUGAGGUGACACUGACUUUAAUGGGAGAUAGUCCAACCAUUCCUUGGAGGUUGCUGGAUGUCAGUUUUUUGGUUGAAGAUCAUGAAACUGGACAUGGAAAGUCCUUGGUUCAUUCAAUGCAGGUGCAUUACAUUCAUGAGCUGGUUCAGUCCAGAUUGCUACAUGUUGACCAUCCGUUACAUGACUUGUAUAAAGUGCUUCAUUCAUUUUGUCAGUCUCUACAGUUGGAGGUUCUACACUCUCAGGCCCAAAGACUAAUGUUGGAUAGACUAAGAGACAGUAUAUCUAUUGUGGAAUACUCCCUCAGCAAGUCACUCUCCAUUUCUUAUUGGAGGGACCAACAGAAGAAGAAGGAUAAUCUUGAACAUUUUCCAAUCCACAAGCUGAGUGUACAUGUAAAUGAGGAAGAUGAGGGUAAGCCUCUCCAGAUCUCACACACCCCACCAAUGUCUACCGCUGAAAGUCGAAAAGUUGGGCUGGCUAUCAAGAGUGACCAUUUGUCUAUUGAGAAAUUGUUGAUGCACACCAUUGAAGUUAGGACUCACUCAAAGCUGAAGGAGUUAGCUAGAGAGCUUCAAAAACUGAUUGACGGCAAAUGUGAAGUCAGAGACAUGCCUGUUGCCCUUCAUGUUAGUGUUCUCAAUCCAUGCAUGACAUCAGAAGUCCUCAGAAUUUCAAUAGAUGUUCAGACUGGAGCAUAUAUGGCCUCAGUGCCUUCAUGUGAUCGUUCAGCAGUUCAAGGUAUUGAAGACAGUUUGAAUGGGGAACACAGAGGUUUGGAGAAACUGCUCAUGAAGCUAAAGGUUCAGUUAGUAUUACAGAGAUGUGAGAAGUGUGUGCAGCUGAUGACCGCUCACUGCAGACCAACUCUACCACUGAUCAAUGCCACUGAGCAUACCCUGAACAAACUAGCUGCCACCAGACUUUAUGUCAGAGUUCCCAAGCAGCAAGGCUAUUAUGUGGUUGUGGAGGUGAAAGAAAGUGAACACAGGAAGGUUGAGGUCAACUAUUACAUGUUAGAGACCACUCAGUGCACUGCUGAUGGGCUGGAAGAUGACAUUGGCGAUGAGGCCCCAGUCAAGGCAUUCAUGAAAGCUGGCCAACUCACUCCAAUUGAUACAUACUCUAUGGCUCACAGCCAGUUUUGUAAAAUAUUUGAUGGGAUACCGCUAACCAUGGACAGUCUGACAAGAAAACGAAAGAUAUUUUUAGGAGAAGACAUUGAUGAGCCUGAUGCCAAGAAGAUGAAGGGCUCUCCCUACUUUGUCAGUGAGCUGGCCUACCUUCUGGCCAGGUGUGAAGAGAAGAUGCCAUUUGUGUUCCUGGGAGAGGAGCUCUCCAAACAAGGUAUCAGCCAUGAUGGUGGGACGCUGGAUGCUACAGGAACUUGUCUCUCAUUGGGAAUUUUAUAUUUCCCAGAGGUCUUGGGCUUACCCGAAGAAGUCAAUGAUGGACUUAGAAAACAACUUCUACAGUGUAAGUUUAGAAUUCAGAACAGACAAUCAAGAUUGUGGAUAUUAGAGUUUAUUUUCAACAGAUCUCCAUUGCCCAGUAUUCAUAUCAAAGAGUCUGGUCAAAGUCAACGAGUUUGUUAUGCCCUAGACAUGAACGGAGACAAUAUUCAGAAGACUGUGUCAGACUUAAUUGAUGAAUGGACAUCUAUAGCUUACCUAUAUGGUGCUGUACAUAGAUUUGCAGACAGUUACAACAUGGGUCGUACAAGCCUGGCCAGUAUUGUUGAGGUGCAGUCCUAUAACUACAAGAAACUCACUCUAGCUUAUGGACCCAAUAUGUGCAGUCUGCUGAGUGUAAAAUGGAAGCCAGCUACUAGAAGGUUUGAGUUGACUUUGGGCACACGUCUGCCCUCAGCGUCUGCCAAUCCUCACAUUCCUUUGUUGCUUCAACUGACAGAAGAAUUUAAUCUUCACUGCAGUUUAUCCCAGCUCAGUCAGACCCUGCAUGAUACCUGGACUCCUAUGAUGUCCAUUUCUAAGUUGCCAUCUGCUGCUGUGCUUGGAGCUUCAACAAACACCCGGCAACACAUUCAGAACUUCACAAUUAUCCCACAGUCAAGUUCUCAUGUCAGACUAGUCUGUAGGAGCAGUAAUUGCAUUGAUGUGCAUUUCCGAGGCAACAAAACUGUAGCUGUAAAAGACGGAGCAUGUAGCCUUUUCGACACAUCUAAACCUAUUGAAGGGUUGCAGCCUACUGCUGGACUGAAGGCUUUCCUUUCCAUGUUUGUGGAUGAAGGAGUGACUAUGGGGCUUGGAAGACGUCAGUCUGCCACCGCUGAUGACAACCCCCCAUCCCCACUUGACCCAUCAGAGAUAUUCUCAUCACAGCAGAGUACUGGCUCCCCCCUGCCACGUCCCACCCAACCUCAGGCUAGACAAGAAAGCUUCAGAUUCCACAGUCCAAUGACACCACCAUCCAAUCCACAUACACCAGCAUCCCCAGGAAAUGCCAGACUUCUAGCAGGGGUUAAUCCAUCUCCAUCGACAACACUGAUGGGGACACCAUCUCCAGGUACUCUACUGACUGCCAACUCUCCGGGAAAUCCGCAGCUUCAUGUGCCAUCACCUGGACCAUUUGCACCUGUUCCAUCACCACAGUCUAUGGUUGGCCUACACAUGCAGUCCCCAGUCACAUCUUUCAUGAGUGGCAUAGUGGAUGGUGGGUCCCCGUUUCCUGUGUCUAGUUUGGCCAUGCCUUCACCUGGAGCAGUGAGAGGUGGCUGGGUUGGUUCGCCUUCAGUUCAAGAUCCUUCUCCCAUGUCCCAGCAUGCAGUUCACUCACCAGGUCAUCCUGCCCUUCAUUCACCACAGAUGCACAAAGAUGGAGAUCACAAACCAGGAGUUGUCAACAUGCAACCCCGUAUGCUCCCCCAGAGGGCAUGGGCUGCGGCCAUCCCAACAAUUCUAUCUCACAAAGGCUUUGACAAUCUGCUGACACCAACCCCUGACCCACAACAGGGUUCAGUCCAGCACUCGCCAGCUUCUCCACUAGAAAGAUUCUUUGCAUGCAUUAUUAUGAAGAAACACUUCAGUCGACUUGUCAACACUGAGUCAAUGAUGCAGUUUAUUCCCAGCACUGAGCCAGGUGUUCUUUGUUUUAAAGUAGACACCCUGCAGUACAGAUUGUCUCUCAACACCACCACCUCCCAGUCUUUACACAUGAAAAUUUCACCAGUGCCAGAACAUCAAGACAAGUGGAUGCCUGAAGAACUUCAGAUUCUGGAGAAAUUCUUUGACUUAAAAGUCUUCUGUCCUCCAUAUAGAUUGAAUGCCUUAACAGCAGUUGGUAGAAUCAUUUCAGCUCCCUGCAGAAUCCUGAAAGACUGUAUACAAAUCAUGAAGUUGGAAUUGAUCCCUGACAGAUCCAUGAAGUGGACAGUCCAGUGGUGUUUGACCAUUCCCCCUUCACUGCACUUUAUUUCACCUGUUGGUGUCCCAGCAUUUGUGGUGAAAACUAAAAUGAUAUUUAUGCUCCAGCUGACAAGGAUCGGUUUGACUGUAGGGCCCAGUGAGCAGUCCUUUGUAGUGCCUCUCCUGUAUGAAAUGCAGACCAAUAAGCUGACCAGGGUGGAGCAGAAAAUCCCCCAGAUGAACAACACCCCAUCCCUGCAAGCAGUCAGCACCAUGCUCAACAGGUUUGCUGACCACUACCAGCAGCAAAAUCACAGCAAUGAGUGUGCCAUACUGCCUGCAGUCAAGGAGCUUCUAACUAACCUUGUGGUCCCAGUCUGAGUCAACUCACAACUUUAUGGGAUAUUAAGUUGGCAUGUUAAAUUUAGUAAAAGAAAAAAAAAAUUAUGCUUUAAAAGAAUUAAUUUAACAUUAAUGUUGACCUAGAAUCAUAAAAAGAUUUACUGCAGUGAAAAGGGGGGGGGGACAACUGUAUUGAAAAUACAAUAAACAUACAUAGAGAAAACUUGGCUGGAUUUAAGUAAAAACAAAGGACAUUUGGACCAUAUCUAAACGCCCUAUUUUUGUCACUUAAGUGCAGCAGUUAUCUUUAUAUAUGGCUCCUUUUGUCUCGAAAGGCAAUGGAUGCGCCCAAAUGAGUCACUGGUUUUGGCUUAAUCUUGAGACGGGGCAGAAUCUGGUGUGGCUAAUCAAGCCAAUUCUAGAACGGCAGACUUUGCCACAAUUCGUACAUGUGUAUGCCUCUGAUUUAGGGCUAGCAGACAGGGCAGCUUUCUUUUUUUCCCUCUUGAUUAAAGCCACUUCAAUUCUUUUGUUCUCAGCAAGGGUUGUCCUAGCACGCACAGUCUGUCUCCAUGCACUCCGGUCUUUGGCUAUGUUUUCCCACAUACUUUCGCUGAUGCCUGAGGCUCUCAUGUCUCGCUUGCAGACAUCUCUAUAUGUUAGUCUUGGGCUGCCCUUGGGCCUGACUCCUUCCACAAGCUCAGCAUAUAAGAUAUCUUUCGGGAUUCUACCAUCUGGCAUGCAGGUGACAUGUCCGAGCCAGCGUAAUCUUCUUUGUGUCAGGAGAGCAUACAUGCUGUUCAUAUUGGCCAAUCUCAAAACUUCCUGAUUGGAGACAUGGUCCCUCCAAGAGAUGCCCAUUAUGCGUCUCAGGCAGCGCAAGUGGAAACUAUUCAAUCUGUGCUCUUGGCAAAACUCUCCAAGCGCGUCUGGGAAAAUGGUAAAUUGACCACAGCGACCAAAAUCCUAGUCUACAACGCCUGUGUUGUGAGCACUCUCCUUUAUGGCAGUGAAAGCUGGUCAACAUACAUGUACCAAGAGUUAUCUUUAUAUAUAUAUGCUUAUUAUAUGACCUUUAAACACCAGUUUUCUAUAUGUAUGUUUACUAUAUGACCUAGAAGCAGGCAAACAUAUAACCAACCACUCUAGGACUUGAAGGGCAAGGGUGUUUACCAUAUGAUUGAUAGUCUUUGCAUGAGGAUAUCAAGAAAAUUACAUUGUGAUAAUACAUGUAGCUUGUCAUCAAUCAAAACUUUUCAAAUGUAUUUCUAAAUAAAAGUUUUAAAAAAAUUACAAAAUUAAAAUUUCAAAUCAAGUCAUAUUUUAGCAACCCUAAUAUGCUGCAUUUACUAUAAUAUAUCAGACAUUUUGUAAUUGUGUUUACAACUGAUAUAUUAAAGUGCAUCAACACAUUUUAAUUUAAAUAUUGUUUUUGUAUGCACCUGAUUGUUUUAAAACAUUUUUAUUUUUGGCAUUUGUUUUUAUAUUCAACUGUUGUAUUUGAUUAAGUUGCAAGUCUCUUUGUUGAGACUAGAGUGAAGUUCACUUCACUUAGGACUUGAGUUGUACAUAAAUAGCUUUAGAAAUAUUAGGUUCAUAGUUAAAAAGCAAGAAGUUCACUUCUUUUGUAUUGUGUGUAAUCUUAUUUAUAGUAUCAAUAAAUGAACAAAAUGUCUUUUUAUUACUUGA
Messenger RNA from Biomphalaria glabrata, 6324 nucleotides. Its product is annotated as mediator of RNA polymerase II transcription subunit 14-like. Gene Ontology annotation, cellular component: mediator complex; core mediator complex. The record is from RefSeq and is a predicted model, not a curated record. Bases 310 to 4674 code for a protein of 1454 amino acids. The transcript is spliced from 40 exons. Gene Ontology annotation, biological process: regulation of transcription by RNA polymerase II. Lineage: Eukaryota; Metazoa; Mollusca; Gastropoda; Planorbidae. Gene Ontology annotation, molecular function: transcription coregulator activity.